Molecule: messenger RNA, 496 nt
Organism: Chenopodium quinoa (quinoa)
Lineage: Eukaryota; Viridiplantae; Streptophyta; Magnoliopsida; Caryophyllales; Amaranthaceae
Exons: 1
Coding region: 95-403 (102 amino acids)
Cellular component (GO): cytoplasm; nucleus
Source: RefSeq, a predicted model, not a curated record
UUUAUAACCCUUUCUCUCUCACUCCUCUCAUUUUGGCUAACGAGUCAGUAUUCUCCACAAACACAAACCCAAUAAUAAAGCAAUCUCUGAUUUAAUGGCGGAUACUUCUACUUCUUCCAACCGCCGACGUCAAUCAAGCCGCCUACAGCGUCGAGCUCCAGCCUCCAUUCAAGUUCACCGCCCAACUGACUGGAACGUUGCGAUUCCCCUUUUGUCCCCUCUCGCUUCAUCCCCUCCGUCCAUUAAUCGAGCCCUUGAGAUUGAAUCUUCCGCUUCCCAAACGACGUCGUCUAGGCCUGACCAAACUAAACCGGUCGUUUUCAAGAAGUGGCAGCAUCCUGCCGCCCCCUUUUGCUAUGAUUCCGCUCCUUCGCUUGCUCCUUUUGGUUCUUGUAGAUUUUAAUGGUUUUUAAUUUUUGAAUUACAAAAUAGGGUUUGCUUAGUUUGUCGCAGAUUGUAUAGAUUAGAUUUGAAUAAAACUAAAGUGGUAAUACGA